Molecule: messenger RNA, 993 nt
Organism: Hypoxylon fragiforme
Lineage: Eukaryota; Fungi; Ascomycota; Sordariomycetes; Xylariales; Hypoxylaceae
Exons: 3
Coding region: 1-993 (330 amino acids)
Source: RefSeq, a predicted model, not a curated record
AUGAGUUCACCCACCACCGCUACCCCAACGGGGGUUCUACCGACCGACGGCAAAAAGAGGAAGGGAGUCGGCAAGGUUUUAUACCGUGUAAGAACUGUUUUCAAAAGAGGUGGUCGUUCCAAGAAAGGUACUGUCGAGCCGGUUGCGCCCCUCACUGCGCCUGGAAGCCAACCUGCCGCCCCGAAGAGGCUACAAUAUGAUGGUGCCUCCAAGAUCCCCCGGUUACAGAUUCAUGAGGAGCGCGCGAAGAAAUUGGGUUCUAAGUUUGGAUUGGAGAUUAAGCCGAACGAGUGGCAUUCUACUGAGGGAGAUGUGCUCCGGGUGGACAAGUCGGUCCGCAUGCGAAUUCACAGGGAAUGCCACCGAUGCCAUACAGCCUUCGGUGCCGACAAUGAGUGUCCCAGUUGCCACCAUAAACGUUGCAAAAGCUGUUCUCGAUACCCCGUCAAGCGCAACGAGGAGGAGAAGCAGGCCAACCGAGAAAGAAGAGAGGCCAUCAUUCGGAGGAACAAAGAAAAUGCUCCCAUCAUUCCAAGCUACGACUACUCGGAGAAGCUCAUUUUAAAGCGACCGGGCAAGGCCGGUGGACAAGAACUUGUCUACAAAGGCAAGCCUCGCGUGCGAGUUAGGAGAACCUGUCAUUUGUGUGAUAGCCUGAUUACUGCACAUGGUAAGGAAGCAAGAGUGUGCGACAAUUGCGGGCACAAGCGUUGUGCCGAUUGCCCACGAAACCCUGAUGACAAGAAAAAAUGGCCUUAUGGAUAUCCCAACGAUGAGCCUGGCUCGAAAUUCAAAGGGGUUUACGCCUGUCACGAGUGUGAAAGAAAGUUUCCGCCGAACGCUGAGGACGGAACGGUGUGUGAGGGCUGUUCGCACAACAAAUGUUCUGAUUGUCCUCGAGUUAAGCCGAAGAAGGUUGAGCCUGAACCCGACCCCGACGUCCUAGAAAGUAUCCGGCUUCGGAUAGAAGCGCUGAAAACUUCGGAUAGCUAA